Messenger RNA from Apiotrichum porosum, 852 nucleotides. RefSeq lists its product as uncharacterized. Gene Ontology annotation, biological process: protein transport. The transcript is spliced from 5 exons. The coding region runs from base 1 to 852 and encodes 283 amino acids. The record is from RefSeq and is a predicted model, not a curated record. Lineage: Eukaryota; Fungi; Basidiomycota; Tremellomycetes; Trichosporonales; Trichosporonaceae.
AUGCUUCCAUGGAACCCCGCUAGGACAAAGGUCCAAAUCAAGCUCUCGAUUCAGCGCCUCCGGACGCUGCAGGAGAAGAAGCUCGCUCUGGCCAAGAAGGCCCGUCGCGACAUUGCCGAUCUCGUCCAGAAGGGUCGUAUCGAGAACGCAAAGCUCCGCGUCGAGGGCCUUAUCCAGGACGAUAUCUACGUUGAGCUGCUCGAGCUCCUGGAGCUCUAUGCAGAGACGCUGCAAGCGCGUUUCGGCCUCCUUGAUGCUGCAAGUGGCGAGACGCCCGAGCCCAGCGUCGCCGACGCAGUGUGUGCCAUCAUCUACGCAGCGCCCCGUACGGAGCUCAAGGAGCUGCAGGUCCUGCGUGAGAUCCUGAUGCACAAGUAUGGCCGUGCGUUCUCCCUUUCUCUGCAACCCUCAGACCCACCUCCCGCCGUUGUUCCCCAACGAAUCGUCUCCAAGCUCGUCCUGUACACUCCCCCAGCCGCGCUCGUUGACGCCUACCUCGGUGAAAUCGCCCGCGGCUAUGGUGUGAGCUACCUGCCUCCCUUGGAGGAUGGUGUAGCGGACGCAGCGCUCGAGCCAGAGAAGGACGACGGAGGGGAGGGCAGCGGUGGCAGCGGCGACGGCGAGGGAAGCGGUUCCGGCGCUGCCGGUGGUGACGACGAUGAUGACGACGUGGGCGGCGUCAAGGAGCCAGCCAAGGCCGUUGCCAUUGCCAUUCCCAUCCCAGACGAGAAGUCGCCCAGCGUGAGGGCUCCUGUGCCUUCGCCACGUACAACGGGUCCCACAGUGGUCAAGAAGCACACUGAGGACGACGACCUCGCUGCGCGCUUUGAACGUCUCAAGAAUUUGAAGUAG